UUAUAUAUUAAAUUAUUUAUAUAUUGAAUUAUAUAUUAAUUUAAGAAUUCAAGUGAUUAAGAUUUAACAAACUUUUUAAUUUAUUCCACGAAGAAAAAAAUAUAUUAAAAAUAGAAACUUUUACAAUAUGAAGAUAUUCGGUAGGUGGUUCGUGGUAAUGCAAUAAUAAAUCACGGACGUUGGACAAGCAAAUUUUUCAAAGGUUGGAUAUUGACAAUAACCUUCGAAAUAAAGAAGAAAUGGUGAAAACGAAUUUUCAAACGGGAAAAAUGGGCCUGUGCAUACUUUGUAAUGCCGAGUUUCAGGUACCUGAAAGUCAUAACUCUUAGACUCGUCAUGCUUUUCAAACUAAAUUUCGUUCAGGUAUAUCCUACGCUAACGUUUUCCAAACUUUUUCUACAACUUAGAACACUUCACAAAUCCUGAAAAUUUUAGCAGAACGAUUGUUAUUUUUAUAAGAUUUUUAUAAGAUAAAGGAUAGAUAUAAAUAAAUUAAAAUAUUGAUUUUAAUAAGAGGAACGGAAGAACGCGAAAAAAAGCGUCUGAUUUUUAAAUAUUUUCGAAUUUGUUUGAAUUUGCUUUAAUAUUUAAAAACAUAUAUUAAUUUUAGUUAAAUUCACGAAACAUUUAUUCACUUUUUGUAGAACGCAAUUUGAAAAACGCUGACCCUAUAUUUUUAAAUAAAAUGAAAAUGAAUCUGUUACCCAAACGGCAUAUCAUUGCUGUUGUAAUAAAAUGAAAUUUUUUUUUCUUCAUUAGAAAGGCUCAAGAUUACUUCAUUUUUUACUAAUUUUUUAUUAAUUAAAAAUUCACAUUAAGAUACGUAAUCAAAUGUUAAUCAGUGCUAUUUCUGAUAUUUAUAAAAUAGAAAUCUUUAUUUCUUUUAAAGGAUGUUGACAACCUUAACAGUCGGCAAUAAUGACCUUGAAACCAUUGGUAAUUAAAGGAGAUAAUUAAAUGUUCCGUUUUUGGAGAAAACUCUACAUGGUACAUUAAAUAUAUUUAAAUAUGUAAACAUAUCGAUUGUAAUUUUGAAUUUGUUUUUUUUUCGCAAAAUUAAAAUUGAUAAUAUAUUUAGAGAUUAAUAAUAAUUUAAAUAUUGAAUAAAUGUUUAAAACCUUGAAUCAUAUUUUUUUCGUUUCAAAGUUCAUUACUGAUGUCUGCGAAAGCAUAUUUAUAGAUUAGCCAGUUGCUUACAAUUCUGAUAACAGUUAAUAUCGUACGCGUAUUACAUUGGCAAAAUUAAUUUGAAAAUGAAAAACGGGAAUCAAAUAACCGCCGAAGCUUUGAAGCAACAGGGUAUCGAGUAUGUUUUUGGAAUAAUGGGACAUCCUGUGAUCGAUUUAGCUUUAUCCAUGCAAAUUGCGGGCCUUCAAUAUCUUGGAUUUAGAAAUGAACAAGCUGCAUGUUAUGCUGCGCAAGCUUAUGGAUAUUUAACGAGAAAACCAGCAGUAGUUUUAUGCGUCUCUGGGCCAGGAUUGCUUCAUGUUAUCGGAGGUAUGGCAAACGCUCAAAUAAAUUGCUGGCCACUCAUAGUAAUUGGUGGAUCUUGUGCUCAAGACCAUGAAGGUAUUGGAGGUUUUCAGGAAUGGCCACAGGUAGAAUCUAGUAAACCCUAUUGUAAAUAUGCUGUCAGACCGCCGUCUGCAAUAUUAAUACCGCUUCACGUGGAAAAAGCCGUUCGAAAUUCUAUUUAUGGUAGACCAGGUGUCGCGUAUUUAGAUUUACCAGCUACUAUCUUAAAUCAAUCAGUUGAUGAAGAAAAUAUAUAUAAAGUAGCGCAAUGUCCACCACCGCCACUGAUAUUUCCCGAUUAUCGACUUAUUAAACAAGCGGCUACUUUGCUUAUGCAAGCAAAAAAACCAUUGUUAAUUAUAGGAAAAGGAGUUGCCUAUGGAAGAGCAGAAAAUGAAGUUCGUAGUUUAGUAUAUUCAACCAAAAUUCCUUUUCUUCCUAUGCCAAUGGCUAAAGGUGUCGUUCCGGAUACCGAUGAACGAUGUAUUUCUAGUGCUAGAACAUAUGUAUUACAACAAAGCGAUGUCAUUUUAUUGUUAGGUGCUAGAUUAAAUUGGAUGUUACACUUUGGCAAAUCGCCUCGCUUCCAACCUGAUGUUAAAAUAAUACAGAUCGAUUUGUGUCCAGAAGAAUUACAUAAUUCUGUUUCUUCCGCAAUUGCAAUUCAAUCUGACAUAUCUACAGCUAUAGAAAGUCUUGUUACUAUUUUGAAAGAACACAAAUGGUCUAUUACAGAAAACAAUCCAUGGUGGAAAGAUUUAUUAGCUAAAUCAAAUAAAAAUAAAACAAUAAUACAAAAAAUGUCAAUGGAUACUUCAGUACCAUUAAAUUAUUAUGCUGUUUUUAGACAUAUUCAAGAUGUCCUUCCAUCUGAUUGUAUUAUUUGCUCAGAAGGAGCUAAUACUAUGGAUAUCGGAAAGAUGAUUUUAUUAAAUAAUAAACCGCGACAUAGAUUAGAUGCUGGUACUUUUGGUACUAUGGGUGUUGGCUUAGGUUUUGGUAUAGCAGCUGCUCUUUAUUGUAAAAAUUAUGCUCCUACAAAGCGAGUUCUUUGUAUAGAAGGAGAUAGUGCAUUCGGGUUUUCGGGCAUGGAAAUUGAAACAAUGUUUAGAUAUAAAUUGCCUAUUAUUAUUAUUAUUAUAAAUAAUAAUGGUAUUUAUAGUGGUUUUGAUAAAGAAACAUUCAGGCAAAUACAAGCUUCAGGUGAAUCAACACGAGUAACACCACCAAAUUGUUUAACAUCAGAAACACAUUAUGAAAAAAUGUUAGAAAUGUUUGGUCGCAAAGGACACUUUUGCACUACUGUAAAAGAUAUACAACAAGCACUUAAGAUAUGUCUUCAGACUACUGAUUCUCCUAGUUUGUUAAAUAUCAUGAUUAAUCCCCAGGCAGAUCGUAAACAACAAAAAUUUACUUGGUUAACAGAAUCAAAACUUUAAAUUCAUUGAUUUUAUAAAUUUUAUAACAUAUAAUUAAUGGUGAAAAAUAAAUGGUACAUAUAAAUAAUGGUAAAAAAAAAUGAAAAAAAUAUAAAUUUUAAAUUUAUUUAUAUUGUUUGUAAAAAAUAAAUGUAAAUAUAAAUAUACAAAAUAUUUAUUAAUAAAAUUAAAAAUUACAUGUUAUUUGAA
Messenger RNA from Apis cerana (Asiatic honeybee), 3143 nucleotides. It is a transcript of the gene Hacl, whose product is annotated as 2-hydroxyacyl-CoA lyase. Gene Ontology annotation, molecular function: magnesium ion binding; catalytic activity; thiamine pyrophosphate binding. NCBI's taxonomy places the organism in Eukaryota, Metazoa, Arthropoda, Insecta, Hymenoptera, Apidae. Gene Ontology annotation, cellular component: peroxisome. Gene Ontology annotation, biological process: fatty acid alpha-oxidation. The record is from RefSeq and is a predicted model, not a curated record.